Messenger RNA from Purpureocillium takamizusanense, 618 nucleotides. It is a transcript of the gene NOP10, whose product is annotated as snoRNP complex protein. Gene Ontology annotation, molecular function: box H/ACA snoRNA binding; telomerase RNA binding. The transcript has 2 exons. NCBI's taxonomy places the organism in Eukaryota, Fungi, Ascomycota, Sordariomycetes, Hypocreales, Ophiocordycipitaceae. The record is from RefSeq and is a predicted model, not a curated record. Gene Ontology annotation, cellular component: box H/ACA snoRNP complex; box H/ACA telomerase RNP complex. Gene Ontology annotation, biological process: rRNA pseudouridine synthesis; ribosome biogenesis; positive regulation of telomerase RNA localization to Cajal body. The coding region runs from base 56 to 247 and encodes 63 amino acids.
GACACGGCGAAACCAAAACCGGAACCGAAACAAAACGCAAGGCCUCUACAUCACGAUGCAUCUCAUGUACACGCUCGACGCGCAGGGCAACCGCCUCUACACGCUCAAAAAGGUCGCCCACGGGCAGGUCACCAAGUCGGCGCACCCGGCGCGCUUCUCGCCCGACGACAAGUGGUCCCGGCAGCGGGUGACGCUGAAGCGCCGCUUCGGCCUGCUGUUGACCCAGCAGCCGGAGGAGAAGCAGUAAAUUGACAGCGACAGCGCGCCGAAUCGCACGACCAUAACGACAAAAGAUGCGCGAGGGGGAUAGACGUGUGUCAAUGUAUGGGAGAGGCAACAACAAGGCUGGAGUUGAAGCGGACGACUACGACAAAGACGGCGAGGAGGAGUAAAGCGCGAAAAGUGACUAGGGGAGACGACAAGGCUGGACAGGUGGCUGCUCGCGCUCCAGCCCUCGUCUUGUGAGUUGGGGGAGAGAGGUGGGUUGAGGGAACCUCAUGGGCUGGCGUUUGCGGGCCACGGUUACCACGGCCUCGGAGUUUGGAUUUCCGAUUCAGUUCAGUUCAAAUCAGAUGCAAUGCAAUGUAAUGCAAUUUACGAGCAUUUCGCCCUUGUAUG